AUGAAAAGCAGAUUAGUGAUUUUAUUCUGUGUGAUUGUAAUCCAGAUUGCGAAUUUAAUAUUUCUGGUUAGUUUUCUUCCCAUCAAAAAGUCUUCUUCUGGAUUUUCUGAAAAGAGGAGGGAUGCUGCCUUUACAUUGGAUCAGAGUUGUGGCCAAUAUGUUAAUCAAACUGAAAAUUACAGUAACUCAACGGCCAGGAAUCACGAAGAACAAGAAGGUUGCUACAUCAAACCACACUUUGAUCGUUUGGUCUUCAUCGUAUUAGAUGGCCUUAGAGCUGAUGUCAUAUUGAACUUGUUAGAAACCAACAUUCAAAAGUCUAACUUUCAUAAAAAUGAUGCUAAUAAUUUAGGGUAUUUGAAAGAAUUUUUAAAUGCAAAAAACACUUUUGUGUUCCAGUCAGUUGCUAGGCCUCCAACUGUCACACUUCCCGGGGUCAAGGCUCUAAUGACAGGCACAGUUAGUUCCUAUUCUGAUGUCAUUUGGAAUUUUGCAUCGGGUAAAUUGGAAGAAGACAACCUAAUCAGCCAGUUGAAGCUAUUGGGGAGAAGAAAUUUCUUUUAUGGGGAUGAUACAUGGUUGAAGUUGUUUGCAGAAGAUGUGUUUAUUUCGUCUGAUGGUGUCACUUCAUUUUUUGUUACUGAUUUUACUGAGGUCGACAGAAACGUAUCUCGUCACCUUGGUAAACUUUUCCAUGUUGAAGGUGGUAGAGAUUGGAGCUGGGAUUGUCUCUUCCUUCAUUACUUAGGCCUAGACCAUAUCGGGCAUCUCUUAGGGCCGCAUCACAUGCAAGCAAAUAAAAAAUUGGAAGAAAUGCAGGGUGUUAUUAAGUUCAUUAAAACCAGUUUAGAUGCCAAGGACAAAUCGGAUAAUAAGACCAGCCUGCUGAUUCUAACAAGUGACCACGGGAUGACUAGUUCAGGCAGUCACGGUGGCUCCACCCCUGACGAAUUAAAUACCCCUCUGGUUUUUCAUGCCGGCAGUUUUCUUAUGGAUAGUUCAAAGGUCAAAGAAGCGGGUGAUAAUCUUCUUCAGAGGGGUGAUUUUGGUUUGGCUGGAACAGUCGAUCAAGUCAGCGUGGCCCCAACUUUGGCCUUCCUCCUGGGGACAUCCGUGCCUAAAAAUAGUAUGGGCGUCGCCAUCUUUCAUUUGUUAAAAAUAUUCUCUGGUAACAAUGAAAAAGGUGCCGAAUUGGAUGAACUGUUGAAAGUCGCCUAUAUAAAUGGAGAACAGUUGUUAAAAGUGAUGGAAAAAAAUGUCGAUGGUUAUCAGCAUGACGUCUAUUACAAUGCAUACCUCGAGGCAGUUGACAUGCAUAGAACUCUCAUUCAACAAAAACAGCAACACCAACAAGAACUACAACAUCAGCAACUACAACAAAAACAACAUCUACUAGGGAUGUAUCAUCGAUCGUUAUUAGGAAUGAGUGAUAUUUUAGUUACUAGCAUGUCAAAUUAUGAUAUCUAUGGAAUGAACUUCUCAAUUGCUCUCAUGUUCUUCAUUUCAACAGUUCUAGCUAUCCUGCUCUACAAACAGUACAACUACAAUGACGACGAAGUUAUUUCCGUUUCAUUCCAUCUUUCCAUUUUUCCAUUGCUAUGGAAAUUUUUUGCGCUCAUUUCAUGCGUCGUCGUUCUACAUCUAUUUUUAUGCACGGUCAUUUUUUGCUCACAAAGUUGUCUACUCUGCUCCGAUUGGUUGAGGUUUUCAGGGGCCGUGUUUCUAUUGGCUGUCACUUUGGGAAUGGUUUAUUUUGUCUUUGCCGAGUUGCCUAGAUCACAUUACGACAAUUUUCCAAUCAAAUUUUUACAAUGUUUCGUGCAAAAAACUUUUAACCGUCUUCCAGGGAUGGCGUUAAAAAAGUCAAAUUCUUCAGACCUUCAGUUAAUAAACUCGAAUAUUGAAAAUUCAACAAAAUUAACAUCAAAAAUUUGGUUUUUGGUUGUCUUCAGCUGUUGGUUGCAAAACAUUCUCCUGCUAUCAAGUAGUUUUGUGGAAGAGGAACACAAUAUCAGUCAUUACGUCAUCAUUACGUCACUAAUGGCCUGGGUAGCGCUCUUACUAAGAAGUGGUUACUCCGUCCCUCGCGCCAGAUUUAACUCCAGAAUAAUUUUUUCAUUAGAUCUGUUGCUACUUCUGCUGGUGACGUGCCGAUUUGGAAAGUGUCUGAACAGUACAGGAGAUAAAUGGAAGGACGCCAGAGAUCUCAGCGACUGGCUAUCGGAGCCAAAUAACAAGAGAAUCUACUCUCUCUUCUUCACAAUUUCUCUCUCCAUAACUACCCUCAUCAUAUUAGUAUCUCUCUAUCAUACUUUCAUCUCGAAAAAAUGGGUUUUUUCGGUUUUAAAAUCGGUUUUCGUCCAAAAGCUUGGAGGGAUCGAUGAAGAUGAUAAAAAUUACAGUGCUAAUAAUGAUGAUGAUAACGAUGAAUAUGUUGAUGAUGAUAUCGAAGAAUGGAGUGAAUACCUGAAGGAGAGAGAGAGAGUGAAAAGAAGGAGUAGUACUGGCGGUUGUAGAAAGGGGAAAAUUCUUAUCUGGGUAAGGCUUGUGGUUCGAAAUAUUUUCUGCCUCGUCAUCCUUGCCAUGUUCGUCUCAUUUGCAUCCGUCGCUACCUUCAGAAGAGGAGAUUUCCAGAUCAGUUAUGAUAAUAGUAAUGAUGAUGGUGGUGCUGAUGAUGAUCGGGGUGACCGUUAUACAUAUAGCGAGGAGAGGCUAGAGAUGAUAAAGAUGAAAUUCCUCUCAGAUUCCAGAUCGAUACUAGCCUCAUCUGUCAUCAUCUCCCUAUUGCGCCCACUCAUUUCAUCGUCAUCAAUAUUUUUAAAAGUUGUUUGGCGGAUGUUGAAUUGUUUCGCGCCGAAUACUACUUCUCUCGUAAACUCGGCAGUGAUUCGCGUGUUUUUCGGAGUUAUAACAUUUGUUAAUAGUUUAAAAUUUGUUAAGAGUAAGUUUAGUAAAAUGAAAUUUAGUAAAAUGGUGGAUAGAUUUCAGAAUAAGUUGCCGAUGCAGUCGUCCGGUGAACAAUUUUUGGUGAUUAAGAUUGCUUUAACUUUAGUGGUCUUGCUGACUUUUAAAUCUUUCAAUGUUGUAUUGCUGGCUCUUUCGUGGUUUGCUGCAAUUGUUUUGAGGUAUUUGCUUAGGGUCACUUGUGAGGAAGUGCUUUUUUCGUCGUCAUCAUCUUCGUCGUCAUCAUCUUUAUUGUUUGUUAGUUCAGUCACUAUAUUCUACUAUUGGAUGGGUAGAGCCUUUUUCUUUUAUCAGGGCAACUCCAACAACAUCACCACCAUCGACGUGACGGCUGGGAACGUCGCUCAAGUCGACUACAACCCGCUGAUAGCUACAGCUUUAACAUUCAUCAACACGUAUUACUUCAAGCUGUUCUGGCUGCUAUCAGCUCUAGAAGUUAUAUCUACAUUAGAAUCAAACCGUAAGAUGAUUGAGAGGAAAAGGUUUAUAGCUGUGGUGACUCUUUUAGUCUUUGGAGCUCUGGCGAAUGUAUCUUAUUUGAUUGUGGUUUUUCUUAUGAGAGAACAUUUAUUCGUCUGGAGUGUGUUCGCGCCGAAAUUGUUGUACGUGGCGAUGGAAGGCAGUGUUGUAUCUUCCAAAGAUCGUCAAGUGUUCGCCAUUCCGUGGGUUCAAGAUUUCCGAUAG
Helobdella robusta is the source of this 3648-nucleotide messenger RNA. RefSeq lists its product as hypothetical. NCBI's taxonomy places the organism in Eukaryota, Metazoa, Annelida, Clitellata, Rhynchobdellida, Glossiphoniidae. The transcript has 13 exons. Gene Ontology annotation, biological process: GPI anchor biosynthetic process. Gene Ontology annotation, cellular component: endoplasmic reticulum membrane. Bases 1 to 3648 code for a protein of 1215 amino acids. The record is from RefSeq and is a predicted model, not a curated record.